Molecule: messenger RNA, 528 nt
Organism: Nicotiana tabacum (common tobacco)
Lineage: Eukaryota; Viridiplantae; Streptophyta; Magnoliopsida; Solanales; Solanaceae
Source: RefSeq, a predicted model, not a curated record
AUGGGAUUAGCAGGCAGUAGAACUGUUGCUACUCCUCUUGAGUUCAAUCACAAUCUCUCCUCUGUAGAACUAGACAAGUUUUUGCACACUAAUGAUAACUCAGUUGACAAAGAGCUAGAAGAUAGAAGCAGCUACCAAAGGCUGAUUGGCAGAUUAUUAUACCUGACUAUGACUAGACCUGAUAUUACCUUUGUAGUUCAGGCUCAUAUGGAUGCAACCAUAAGAGUAGUCAGAUACAUUAAUGGCACAGUAGGUCUUGGAUUGUUAAUGCCAGUAGAAACUAGGAAGUCAGUAACAGGCUAUAUGGUGAAGUUUGUACAAGCUUUGGUGUCCUGGAAACCAAAGAAACAAAAUAUUAUUUCCAGGAGUUCUGCUGAAGCAGAAUUCAAGAGCAUGGCAUCAACUGUGGUUGAGAUCAUUUGGUUAAUUGGGUUGUUUAAAGAUUUUAGAGUGAAGGUUAACUUGCAUGUGCAGCUGUUUUGUGACAGUGAAGCUGCAAUUCAGAUUGCAGCUCACCCCAUUUCAUGA